Molecule: messenger RNA, 6065 nt
Organism: Patiria miniata (bat star)
Lineage: Eukaryota; Metazoa; Echinodermata; Asteroidea; Valvatida; Asterinidae
Product: josephin-2-like
Exons: 4
Coding region: 260-802 (180 amino acids)
Biological process (GO): protein deubiquitination
Molecular function (GO): cysteine-type deubiquitinase activity
Source: RefSeq, a predicted model, not a curated record
GCCCUCAGCGUUCUAAUUUAGACAGGAGGGCAAAGAUGGCCACCAGCAAGUUUCGGUUCCACUUCCAUUUCAUUCCGUCAUUGAUAUAAAAAAGAAAAUUGGGGACAAUUUCUCAUUCUCAAAGGUUGCAGCUGAACGCGUUUUCCCCCCAGAUUUGUCUUUUGCUUACUACAACUACACGAUUAUCUGCCCCAUUUGGCAACACAGCCCCCUUCUCAUGCUAAUAGGCAGCAGGGGCCUGUGAGAUAUCCUGCCCAUCAUGUCGGUGUACCAUGAACGUCAGAAGUGGGAGUUGUGCGCCUUACACGCCCUCAAUAACGUGUUUCAGGACAGCCAGGCCUUCAGCAAGCAAGUCCUGGAUGAGUUAUGUCAAAAUCUCUCCCCCGGUACGGUCUUGAAUCCGCACAAGAGCAUGCUGGGAUUGGGCAAUUACGACGUCAACGUCAUCAUGGCCGCUCUGCAGCACAAGGACUGCGAGGCUGUGUGGUGGGAUAAACGAAGGUGUCUGGAGGCGCUCCGAUUGGAAGUUCUGAUCGGCUUCAUCGUCAACAUUCCCUCUCCCAUGCAGCUGGGCUUCGUCAGCGUUCCCCUCCGCCGCAAACACUGGAUCGCCGUCCGGCAGAUCGAGGGCACCUACUACAACCUGGACUCCAAACUGAGCAAGCCCGCCAAGAUCGGGGACUCCUCAAAGCUACGGGGUUUCCUCGAGGCGGAGCUGAGACGCAAAGGAUGCGAGCUGUUGCUCGUGGUGACCAAGGAGGUAGCGGAGGCCAAAACGUGGCUGCGCGACGAGGCCAGUUAGUGGUACGACGCAGUGGGAUGUUCCAGCCCAAGCAUCUCCAAAAAGUACUCGGAGUCGGAGAGUACUGAAAAAUCAACCUUCAUCCUUUCUUUUCUGUUUUCUAGUGAUGCAGAUGUUUAUAUUUUAUGUCAGUAAGUUGUGGAGAACUUAGCUGGAAAACGUGGUUGCGCGACGAGGCUAGUUGGUGGUACGAUGCAGUGGGCUGUGUCAGCCCAAGCAUCUCCGAAACACGUAUGGUGUGUCCUGAAGAACCAACUUUCAUCCCUUCUUUUCUGUUUACUUGUGAUGCAGAUGUUUAUCUUGAUAUCAGUUAUAUAGUUGUGGAGAACUUUGCUGAGAAACGUGGCUGCGUGACGAGGCUAGAUGUUGAUACGUCCCAAUGGGAUGUGUAAUAGUCCCGGCAUCUCCGAAACACGCUAGGAGAGUCCUGAAAAACCAACUUUCGUCCCUUCUUUUCUGUUUACUUGUGAUGCAGAUGUUUAUCUUUGAUGUCAGUAUAUAGUUGUGGAAUGUUUUGCUGAAAAACGUGGCUGCGUGACGAGGCUAGUUGUUGAUACAUCACAACGGAAUGUGUUAGUCUCGGAAAAUGUGCGGAGAUCCUAAAAAAAAUUUUUAAAAAAUGUAUCCAUUCUGUAAAGGCACAUAGGAACAUUUGCAAUUUCCCGAAACCGUACCUAACAACUCAACAGGAAAAUCAUUGCUCAAAGUGAAGAUAAGACUAGUACUAAAUACCCUGUGAAAUUAAUCUGCCUAAAAUGGUAUGGUUUUGAAGAAAACAAUCAUUAAGGUGGUUAGUAAGGAAAUCUGUCAUAGGGCACAGGUUUUUUUUUACUUGCGUUAGCAAUGGAAUCCAGUUUAUAGCCUAUGAGACCCUGCAAAUUUAGCAUAUUUUCUCUGUUUUCUCAAAAUGUGUAGUAUCCACUGAGCUGAAACUUCAACAAGUUGGUUGGUAUGCACCCUUCUUAAGAUUUUCAGCAAUUUUGUCGCUUCAAACGAAGAAAAAAAUGCAGCAAAAGCAAAUGAUCCUAUGUACCGUGAAUGCAAGUCAUUGUUGAGACUCAAUCUUUUGCCGUACGUUGUGGAGAACUUUACUGAUACUGAUUUUGAUGCAACACAAGCGAAUAGGUUUCAACAUACAUGCAGAGAGUUAAGAGAAACCAAAUACAUAAACGUGUACAUGUACUUAACCAUUCUUUUCCAUUUUCCAGUUACAUGUUUGUGCAUGUAGGUCACUGUAAAGUUUGAAUGUUUUUUGGCGGUAAGUUGUCUAGAACUUUUCAGAAUUACAAAGUUGUCGUUGUUAUGAUGUGAACAGUGCGUAAUGCAUAUGUAGCAAUUCCAGCAAUUUCAUUCUGAUAAGUUUUACAAUUUUGUUUCCGCAUUUUCCCCCCAAUGUAUGGAUCAAGAGUUCAUGCAUGGGCUAAUAUUACAGUAUCAGAAGUGAAAUGGAUAGGUUUUUGUUAAACAUACAGCCAAAGUGUACGUGUAUAUAACCUGGUAUUACAGAAUACUUGGGAAAUUGGAAAAAGAAAGUGUAGCUAGUACAACACUGUCCUGUGGUAAUUCAUCGACAGUAUAAGUCUGAGACUUUCUCUGCUGAAAUCUGUCCAGCCAAAUACUUGCUUCUUUUGUUCUUUACAUAUUUGCAUAAUGGCUCUGCAGCUGUAAUUGUGUUGUUUGAUGGACUCUUUCUUCUUAUAAUUUGUUUAUUCGUUUCGUCUGAAAUCAAUCCUAAAUGUCAGAUUUUUUUCUGUUGGCAUGUUCCUACCAGUGCAGUGCUUGUGUACAAAUUUGGAUUUCAGUCUAGUGAUGUUUCUAGUUCAGUAGUAUUCAUAUAUUCAUACAAUGUUCAUAUUUUGUACAACUCUCGUAUUUGUUUUGCGCAAAGCAAAGAUCAAAUAUAUAUGUAUGGCAGGUAGCCAACGCCCAAAUUAGACAGCAAUUUGUGAUAAAUUUGGACAAAGUUCAAACUUUAAUACGCGUAUCAGAUGCAUAUAUGUUGAGUACUAAAGUAAACUGUAUAUUAAAUUGUAGGCAUUGUGUUCUUUUAUAUUACAUGAAUGAGUGUUCUAGUGAAUUACGUUGUUUUUGUUUUUUGUUGUUUUUUUUGCUGCAAUGUUGUCCACAGUUGAUAGCAAGUAUAAUUACAUUGGACCAAUCACUUGUACAUUAGUGGCAUUUCUGCUGCAUUGGAUAAAUGAGUUUACAACACAGAACCAAUUCAAAAAAUUGUAUUUUGACUCUAACGAGCUGUCGGCAGUGUACAUUACAUGAAAUAGGAAGUACAGUGAGUUAUUACUCCACCAAUAGCACUUAGCAGAUGAAGAGGAAAGCCUCCCUCCAAAGUAAAACAAAAACAAAGAAAAUACUUUUACAAAAAAGAAGAAGGAAUACCCAGUGUCCCAAUUUGAUAUUGUUUAUCAGUUGAAAAACAGAACAUUAUUAGAUGCUUUUUGAGACUUUUUUUUCUGUUGUUUGUUCCGUUUUUUCCUUUUUCUUGAGAUUUUUGAAAAAGUUUUGUUUUAUUUAUUUAUUUAUGUAUUUUUGAACACAGUAAACCCUCCCUCUAUAUGAUUUUGCCAUGCGUAGGGUCAUUCUGGUCAUUUCAUUCUGCAAAUAUUGUGAUUUCGUAUAUUUAUGUUGACCAAAGUUCACAAAAGCUGUACAAAAAUGUAAACUUAUAAUAGGUCUCUCUCAAAUGACGUCACUUCCUACGGAUUGCGACAUGGGCAAUGUGGGCGUCAUAUUUUCUUGACGGGCAUUUUGAAGAAAUUUCGAGCGACAUGCACAAGUGUUUAGAAUAUUUUGCAAAUGCGCCUGAUGGGGUUGAACACGCAGUUGUAAUUUUCCUACGAAGAUGGCGUCCUGUGAGAGAGAUCUAGUGGCCAAGAUCAUACCAAAGCAUUUAUACUAUAGCUUGAAAGUAACCGUAGCAGACGUUUUGCGGUUUGGAAGUUAAUCCGUUUAAGUUUGAAGAACCAAACAGAGCAAGAAACGCUUUAAAAUCAUACAAACGGGAAACCACUGUUUAUUAUGCAAAGAGAACGCUGCUUUCAUUUUUAGGCCUAUUGUGUAUCCUUUGAGGUAUCCUCUUUUUCCUAUAUUAACCCUCCUGCUGUCUGAACAGUCACAGACAAUCAAAGAAUCAAGCCUCUUCCCCUGUCAUGCCUUUUACACAGGCUAGUCACCAACAGUCGGAUCAUAUUUCAAGCAAGCACUGUGACUAGUUAAAUUCAUUCAACAGACAAAAGCAGGCAACUGGUGUAGGCACAGCUGUCGUAUCAAUCACCUACAGUCAAAACAUAGCUGUAUCAAGUUACAUAAACAGUCACAGCCAGUCAAUCCUGCUUUAUAUAGGCAGGCACCAUUCAACCGUUAAAAACAGACGCUUGACUAAUUUUGACUGAGAGGACAACUUUGCACAGAGUUCAUGUUUGCAUAGGAGGGUUAAUUUAUUCAUAAAGAGGCAAAAAUGUCAAGAAAGAUAUUUGAUAAUUCCAGUUUUUAACCCCCAGCCUUUUUCUUUUAUGAAGAAUAAUUUCUGAAGAUGCUUCUAAAUGCUCUGAAUUGCUUUUGAAAAGGAAUCUCCUGGGAUCAUAAAAGUUGUGGCAGAGGUCUACCAUGUACAAAAUAUAUGUAGCUUCACUAGCUGCUGUGCUGCUUUGUAUCUUUAUCAUCAACAAAGAGUUUGUUGCAAAAAGUUAGCAAUUUUCAAAAUUGUAAAAAGAAAAUCAAAGGUCUAUCACUUUACCUGAUUCUAUUUAUUUGCAUAUACUUGUCAAUUGAUGUACAUUCAAGCUCUGAUUUACUCUCUAAUAUAUUUUUUUCCCAGAUAUUACAAAUGUAAUUAUAGACUUUGAUUACUCAUUCGCUUCGAAUUGUAAAUAAAUAGACCCUGUGCUUAGAGCGCCCUCGCUGUUUGCAGAUCCGCGUUCCCCAGUGAUACGCAUGCGUAGACACUCGGUACUUGCAUUGGCACUGAAUUUAAAAAAAAAAAAAAAAAAGCACUUACACAAACAUUGCCAUGAUUGUUGGCGAAUGAUUUUCCUUUUGAUAUACAGAAAGAAAGAACAUUUGCGCGAGUGGGACGCGGGCCUAACCUCAGUGAGGGCGCUCUAAGCAAAGGGUCAAUAUUUUCUUGUAAUUAUGUAUGUAGAUUGACAGAGGUACGAUAUAUUUAUUGAGAAAAUUGUAUAAUUGUGAUUCUUGUUUCUCGUGUCAAGCUUUCUUUUGAUAAUAGUCUAACAUAAAUAUUACUGUGUACAUGUACUGUCGGUGGAGUAGACAGAUGACCAAGGCCCAGUUUCGUGGAACAGCUAAGAAAAUGUGCUAAGCAUCUUUUUGUGUUUAGCACGAAUGAGCUACAACCAGUUACGAACAAUGUGCAUUGCAUAACUGUUCAUCUCUCGUAGCUUGUGAUGUUGCAAUCAUAUCAUUUUUGCCACUUAGCAAAUAUCUGUGCUCUGCAAGUUCCGUGAAAUUGUCCCUAAUCUUCUCCAUGACAAUGAUUUCUACUUUUCUAGAAAUAAAAAGUUGUUUUCUCUUUUGAUUUAGAUAUCAGAUGAAAACAAAAAUUGACCCACGUAUUACUUUAUUAUUUUUGAACUGUCUUAUUCGAAAGUGAGUAACUCUUGUAUUGCUAGAAAUAUUGCAGUUCAAACAUUUUGAAGGGGGUUUAAAACAAAAGAUAUUGAAAAAACAAAACAUGAACAGUACAUUAUUAAACUGGACCUACAAAUUGAAAAAUUGAUCAAACAUUUUCCCGUGUUGAAAAAAAGACAGACAGUACUUUUUUUAAAACAUGAAAGGGACCCUGGUCCCAAUCACUGUUGUUAAAGGUUGACAUUCAAGCACCGGUAAAAGUAAAGUUACAGUUUCAUUCAAACAGAUGUCAUAUAUUAAAAGAAAGAAGAGGCAUCUCACAUGUUUAGGGUUUUUUAGUUUUGAUUUUGAUCAGAAGGAUCUCCCCGAAAUUCAAUACAAUACUCAUGCAUACAUACUUGCCCAUAAAUAGUUCAUUAUUUAUUUGGAUACAAACAAUUUUUUUUGGUAUUUUUAAUGUAAGCACUUGUUUUCUGUUUGCUCUUGAUGUCAAAGUAAUUCCUAUUCUAUAUUUAUUGGACAAUAUCAGUGUUUUUUUUCUCGUGAAUGAUCUUAAGAAUAUAAACAUUAUUUAGUUGUGUACAUCAGUAUUUUCCAAAUUUCAUUAGUGCUUUUUUCAGGUUGAGAAAAAAAACUGAAAAUAAAAUCAGAGAACAUAUAA